Gossypium arboreum is the source of this 1094-nucleotide messenger RNA. RefSeq names its product AP2/ERF and B3 domain-containing transcription factor At1g50680-like. The record is from RefSeq and is a predicted model, not a curated record. The transcript has a single exon. Bases 1 to 1047 code for a protein of 348 amino acids. Gene Ontology annotation, biological process: regulation of DNA-templated transcription. Gene Ontology annotation, molecular function: DNA-binding transcription factor activity; DNA binding. Lineage: Eukaryota; Viridiplantae; Streptophyta; Magnoliopsida; Malvales; Malvaceae.
AUGGAAGAAGAGAUACCGAGUGUGAUAUCAAGUGGUGGAGCAAAUACAAAUUCGGAUGUUUCAGAUUCGAUUAGCACCACUCAUCAAGCAAGCAAACGCCGAAGGUGCGGCGGUAAAGGCAAUUCGUCGCAAUUCAAAGGCGUAAUGCGACAGAAAAAUGGACAAUGGGGAGCUCAAUUAUACACUAAUCAUACCCGAAUUUGGCUAGGGACUUUCAAAACUGAAAUAGAUGCAGCUGUGGCCUACGAUAGUGCAGCGAUCAAGUUCCGCCCCGGAGACACUCAUCGGAACUUUCCAUGGAACGAAAUCACAAUUGAGGAGCCCAAGUUUCUGAGCCAUUACAGUGCAGAAGCUGCCCUUAGCAUGAUAAGAGACGGUUCUUACCAAUACAAGUUCAUGGAUUUUAUUAAGGCUCGCUCUAGAAGUAUAAAACCCAACAUUGCUCUCAACUCAAUGGGGACUAAUAGCAAUGAAGGGCUAAUUUGCAAACAAUUGUUCCAAAAGGAGCUAACACCAAGUGAUGUUGGUAAGUUGAAUAGGCUUGUCAUCCCCAGAAAAUAUGCUGUCAAAUAUUUUCCGCCGGUUUCCUGGACUGAAAAGGAGAAUGCAGAUAUUGGCGAUCGCAAAACAAACGAUGUUGAGUUGGUUUUCUACGACAAGUUUAUGAGGAUAUGGAAGUUUCGUUAUUGCUAUUGGAAUAGCAGCCAAAGCUUUGUUUUCACCAGGGGCUGGAACCGGUUUCUGAAGGAAAAAGAGUUGAAGGCCAACGAUGUGGUUUCGUUCUUCAUAUGUGAAUGCCGGAAGGAGAACGAAGUCCGAAGGUUCUGCAUGAUUGAUGCCAACAAAUCCGGGAACGGUGGCACGUUCAUGGCGGUAAACACCGUUCAUGUUGGAAUAGAAGUUGAUUUGCAGCUUCGGUUGGGACAUUAUUACCCCAUUGGUGAUGAAAAACAUGUCCAAGAAGAGCAAGGAUCAAUGGCGGCAGCGAAGCAGAAACAAGACGACAAGACCGAGGGUUUCAAACUCUUUGGUAUGCAAAUUAACUGAAGCUGAAAUCCAUGCUCUUCUUAACUAACAGGAUUGUUAGCUGAAAU